UCUCCUCUUUCUCUUCCCCUCUCAAUUAUUCGGUGCAUAAAUGAGAGAUUCAUUCAAUAUUCCAAAUAAAAAGGCAGAAGCUUGGAGAAAGAUAAUGAAACUGAAGAACAGUGUAUGGGAGCAGUGCUAGUGGAUACUUGGUUAUGGCAAGGAAUUUUCUAUAUGGUGAGACAAUUGGUACCCUUUUGGUCCUUUUGUUAAAGCUCUUCGACGAGGGACAAUCAUUGAAUCAGGUUUAUCUGGGAAUUCAAAAUUGUGUGACGUGAUUCAAGAAGAAGAAUGGAUGUGGCCUCCUGCACGAUCAAACCAGACGGAUCAAGAAAGUUGCUUUAUAUGUAAUGUGUAAUUUUGAUGAUGAGGAUCGCGAUCAUCUUUUCUUUACCUGUCUUCUUACCACAAGGACUUGGCAGCAGCUAUUGCAUCUAUGUGAAGAGGAACUGGUUUGCAGAAAAAUGAAUAUUGUCUAUGGCCUAUGGGGAAGGCAAUCAAUUCAGAAGAUUUAGAUAACUAGGCAGUCUCUAGUUAAGUCAUAAUAUCUGUUUACCGUUGUUUUUGCUUACAGUACAUUCUGUGAAACUGAUGUUUUAAUAAUUUAUUAGAAUUAGAAUUUCUAGGACGAAGGCUUAGUCUAAAAGCAACAAUCAUUGACGGGCUUAAUGCUUUGUUAAUUACAUCAUUAGUUAAUGUAAACUUUUCAUCUUGUUUUGGGUUUUGCUUUGGCCCCUACCAUUAACGUCUUUGUCAACCUGGUUUUGUUUAUUCAAUUUACUAUAUUUUUCUUAUUUGGAUUCGUCACUCCAUCAAUUAUCUAAUUAGGGUCUCUGAUUAGACUGCAUAUUUCUCAAUCAUUGAUGCCUUAUUAAUGUUCUGAUCGAGUUUAUCCUUUAAAGCAAAUUCUGGUUUAAUGGCUGGCUAGUUCCUUUUCUUUGCCUUCUCUUGCUCUGGUUUCUUCGGAGAAGCGAAGUUUCCAUGGCCGAGGGCGCAGUCGGGCCACGGUUGUACUGUUGUUUUAAGUGCAGAAACCUUGUUUCCUGUCACGAUGAUAUUGUCUCCAAGACUUUUCGGGCAAACAAUGGUAGAGCCAUUCUGUUCUCCCAUGCAAUGAACAUUAUCUUAGGGCCAAAAGAGGACCGCCAGCUUAUCACUGGUGUCCACACGAUCGCUGAUGUUUACUGCUCCGAUUGUGGGGAGUUAUUAGGUUGGAAGUAUUGGAAAGCUUAUGAAGAAUCGCAGAAGUACAAGGAAGGAAAAAUUGUUCUUGAAAAUUUCAAGAUUGUCAAGGAAAACUGGUAGCAGAUGUAUGGUCACCACAAGUCCUCGUGUCCUGGCCAAUGGCCGUCCAUACAAGUUCUUUGAUUGCCUUAAGAAUGUUUAUCCUUUACACAGUAUCAAUUCAAAUUCUAAUUAAAUGGACAUUAGCAUGCUUCA
Molecule: messenger RNA, 1428 nt
Organism: Populus euphratica (Euphrates poplar)
Lineage: Eukaryota; Viridiplantae; Streptophyta; Magnoliopsida; Malpighiales; Salicaceae
Product: protein yippee-like At4g27745
Exons: 2
Coding region: 970-1293 (107 amino acids)
Source: RefSeq, a predicted model, not a curated record